Molecule: messenger RNA, 207 nt
Organism: Anisakis simplex (herring worm)
Lineage: Eukaryota; Metazoa; Nematoda; Chromadorea; Rhabditida; Anisakidae
Source: the annotation of a GenBank genome assembly
AUGGUGUUCGCACCGUUGUGCGGAUUUCUUGGUGAUCGAUACAAUCGCAAAUGGAUUAUGACCGCUGGCAUAGCGGUUUGGGUGAUCGCAGUAUUUGCAUCCUCAUUCGUGCCUGCAAAUAUGUUCGUGCUGUUCGUUAUACUACGAGGCAUUGUUGGAGUGGGCGAAGCGUCAUACUCAACAAUCGCACCAACGAUUAUCGCCGAU